Galeopterus variegatus (Sunda flying lemur) is the source of this 1978-nucleotide messenger RNA. It is a transcript of the gene FKBP4, whose product is annotated as FK506 binding protein 4, 59kDa. The coding region runs from base 1 to 1287 and encodes 428 amino acids. The transcript has 10 exons. NCBI's taxonomy places the organism in Eukaryota, Metazoa, Chordata, Mammalia, Dermoptera, Cynocephalidae. Gene Ontology annotation, molecular function: protein binding; peptidyl-prolyl cis-trans isomerase activity. The record is from RefSeq and is a predicted model, not a curated record.
AUGCAGAAGCCUGUCAUCAAACGAGAGGGCACAGGCACGGAGAUACCAAUGAUUGGGGACCGAGUCUUUGUCCACUACACUGGCUGGCUGUUAGAUGGCACAAAGUUUGACUCCAGUCUGGAACGCAAGGAAAAAUUCUCCUUUGACCUGGGAAAAGGUGAGGUCAUCAAGGCUUGGGACAUUGCUGUCGCAACCAUGAAGGUGGGGGAAGUGUGCCACAUCACCUGCAAACCAGAAUAUGCCUACGGUUCAGCAGGCAGCCCUCCAAAGAUCCCCCCCAAUGCCACGCUUGUGUUCGAGGUGGAGUUAUUUGAGUUCAAGGGAGAGGACCUGACAGAAGAUGAAGAUGGCGGUAUCAUCCGCAGAAUACGGACUCGGGGUGAAGGCUAUGCCAGGCCCAACGAGGGCGCUCUUGUGGAGGUCGCUCUGGAAGGGUACUACAAGGACCAGCUGUUUGACCAGCGGGAGCUCCGCUUUGAGGUCGGUGAAGGGGAGAGUCUGGAUUUGCCUUAUGGGCUGGAGAGAGCCAUUCAGCGUAUGGAGAAAGGAGAACAUUCCAUUGUGUACCUCAAGCCCAGCUAUGCUUUUGGCAAUGUUGGGAAGGAGAAGUUCCAAAUCCCACCACAUGCCACACUGAAAUAUGAAUUACACCUCAAGAAUUUUGAGAAGGCCAAGGAAUCUUGGGAAAUGAGUUCAGAGGAGAAGCUGGAACAGAGCACCAUAGUGAAAGAGCGGGGCACUGUGUUCUUCAAGGAAGGCAAGUACAAGCAAGCUUUACAACAGUACAAGAAGAUUGUGUCCUGGCUGGAGUAUGAGUCAAGUUUUUCCAGUGAGGAAGUGAAGAGAGCACAGGCUCUUCGACUGGCCUCCCACCUCAACCUGGCCAUGUGUCAUCUGAAACUACAGGCCUUCUCCUCUGCCAUUGAAAGUUGUAACAAGGCCCUGGAACUGGACAGCAACAAUGAGAAGGGCCUCUUCCGCCGGGGAGAAGCCCACCUGGCUGUGAAUGACUUUGACCUGGCACGGGCUGACUUCCAGAAGGUCCUGCAGCUCUACCCCAGCAACAAAGCUGCCAAGGCCCAACUGGCUGUGUGCCAGCAGCGGAUCCGCAAACAGCUUGCCCGGGAAAAGAAGCUCUAUGCCAACAUGUUUGAGAGGCUGGCUGAGGAGGAGAGCAAGGCCAAGGCAGACAUAGCUGCAGGAGACCAUCAGGCUGACACAGAGAUGAAGGAUGAGCAGAAGAAGGAUGCGGCAGGGAGCCAGUCUCAGGUGGAGACAGAAGCAUAGCCUCUCCCAGCCCAGCUCCUGCGGCUGCCUGCCUCCCCUGCUCCCUCCCCUACUCCACCCUGUUAGUUUUGUAAAAACUGAAGAAUUUUGAGUGAAUUAGACCUUUAUUUUUCUAUCUGGCUGGAUGGUGGCUUUGGUGGGGAGGGGGAAAGGUAUAGGCUAGGGGGACUGAGGUGGGGCAUAAUUUUAGGUGGUGUCACCCCUCUUCCCUUCCCCCAUUACACUCAAACAUAUGUCCAUCCACAUAUACUUAUCUGAAUGUUAAUUUAUUUUGCUCCCUGUUUGUUAGGUCCAUUUUUCAAAUGGUAGAAGGGGGCGAGUGGUAGGGAGGGGGUCUGAUGUGAAACCAGGGUGGAGAGGGAGACUCCUGGGCAGCCGCUUUCCUCAUCCUUUCUUUCUCCCAGUCCAUUUCCAAACACGUGGCCUCCAUGUGGGUGCUAGGGGCAUGGGAAGAACCACUGCUGUGCCCAUUAUUUCUCUGUUCCCGUCCUCACCCCAGAUGGUGUGGCUGUGAUGUUUUCUGGUGUCAUGGUGACCACCCUCUGUACCUGCUUCCAGUACUUCCUGUAUCAGUUUCCCUUCUCAGUCAGGUUGUAUCCCCACCCCAUCCCACCCCCAGCCUCUUCUCUGCACGUUGCUGAAGGUCCAGGCUUGCCUCAAGUUAUGUGCUUGAGCAAUAAAGUGGAAACAA